GCCACAGCUCGACGACAGCGACUCUUCCUCUCACAAUUCAGCAACAACAACAACAGCAACACAACAACAAAUCAAAAAUGACUACCUGCACUCUCCUCAAGAUCGCCGAGACUGUCAGCAAGAGCUGCCCCGGAAACAGUGAAAUGCGCAAGCUCCAACCCGGCUUCAAGCCAUCCUCCCUCGAUGUGAUCUGCAAGCGCGGAAAGACCGCUUACAACCACAACUUGCACUUUCGUGAGUUGAUCGAGACGCACCUUGACAAAUACGCCAAUGCUUCCUCCAAGUUGGAAAAGUCUUUGGUUGUUUCCGAUGUGGUCGAGACCAUCCGAAGAGGAAGCCCCGACGGAGGCUUUGUUCGCGAGGUCGACGGUGUCUGGUGCGAAGUGGGAGAUGCCAUUGCCCGCGAAAAGUGCGGAGGAGCCUUCCGUGAUCAGCUCUCCCACAAGUACAAAUCCUCCUGCGAAAACAAGAAGAAGCGUCGUCAGGCUAAGGAACAAAAGAAGGAACAACAGCCACCCAAGAAGGAAGAAAAAAUCGCCAAGAGAGCGGCCGAACCAACCACAGAAGAAGCACCCAAGAAGCGCCAACGAGUCGAGCCAACUACCACUGUUUCUGCUCCUCUUCCUCCAUUGAGCCCCAAGAGCACCAAAGUCUUGUGCGCCUUUGGAGAUCUUCUCAAAGACAUUGCUUCCCGCAAGGAACAACUUGUCAACACUGAAGCUGUUCCCCUUCCAUUCAUCACCGUCAAGGCUCCCACCCUCCCUCCUCCGGCUCGCUUCCCUUCUGCUCCACGGGCUGCCGCCGUCGCCCGAGGCUGCUCCAUCGAAUCCAUGUUGUCCUUCGACCUCAACGAGAUGCCAGAAGUCGAUGAAUUCGACCUGGGACUUGCUCGAUUCACUUCAGUCUCCUCCGCAUUCUCCUUCUCCUUCAGCCCGGCCUUUUAAAAUCGGGACAAACAACUCUCUACUACGACUCUUGUACUAUAUACAUUACUUAUUCCAUUAAAACCAAUAGAAUCCUCCUUAUCAAUC
This is a messenger RNA of Seminavis robusta, 1031 nucleotides long. The record is from the annotation of a GenBank genome assembly. NCBI's taxonomy places the organism in Eukaryota, Bacillariophyta, Bacillariophyceae, Naviculales, Naviculaceae.